This is a messenger RNA of Quercus lobata, 1031 nucleotides long. RefSeq lists its product as uncharacterized. Gene Ontology annotation, molecular function: nuclear export signal receptor activity. The record is from RefSeq and is a predicted model, not a curated record. The coding region runs from base 237 to 770 and encodes 177 amino acids. Gene Ontology annotation, cellular component: nuclear pore; cytoplasm. Lineage: Eukaryota; Viridiplantae; Streptophyta; Magnoliopsida; Fagales; Fagaceae. The transcript has 3 exons. Gene Ontology annotation, biological process: protein export from nucleus.
CUUUGUGGGGGAUGGUGCAUGAAUUCGGUUUUGGCAUGAUUUUUGGUGUGAGGACCUUUAUUUGAAAAAUGAUUUACUUGAAUUAUUUCUGAUUGCAACCUAUAGGAUUUCCUUCGUUGCCUUCUAUUUGGGUGGAGAACAUAGUUGGAAUUUGAUGGCGCAACCAUUGUGUGGUUAGAGAAACAAUAUCAUCUUUGAAAGCUUAAGAUUAAGGGAGAGCCCAAGAAUAAGUGCCCAUGGGCCUUCCGAGGGAGUUUCAUGAGCAAUGCCGGCGGUCAUUAGAGAUUGACUAUUUGAAGAUGUUCUACUGUUGGGCUCGAGAUGCUGCUUUAAGUGUCACUAAUAGGAUAGUGGAAUCCAAAUCUGAAGUACCUGAGGUUAAAGUUUGUAAUGCUGCAUUGCGUCUCAUGCUUCAGAUCCUGAACUGGGAUUUCCAUUUAAAUAACAAUAGCACGAAAACCAGUAUAAAUGUUUUCUCUGCUGGAGCUAGGCUUGAUAUUGAUUCAUCUAAGCGAUCUGAGUGUACCUUAGUGCAGCCUGGUCCUGCUUGGCGUGAUGUUUUGAUUUCAAGUGGUCAUAUUGGGUGGCUUGUGAACUUAUAUGCGGCACUUAGGCAAAAAUUUUCACGUGAAGGUUACUGGCUUGACUGCCCUAUUGCAGUCUCUGCUCGAAAGCUAAUUGUGCAGUUCUGCUCAUUACCAGGAACUAUUUUUCUUUCUGGUACAAGUGUUCCUGCCUAUCCACAUGUCCUUUUUUUUACUUACAACUAAGAGCUUGUAGUUGAUGCAGAUCUAAUGCCCUUGUAUAAAUAAAGUUUUGAUGCUUUCAUCUGUCAUUUGUUGAAUAAUCUCUGUAUAAAUGUUCUCUAGAAUUUUAUAAAUACUAAUAGGUGUCUCUUACUGUCAUAUGUAUGAAUUUAUAGUUAAAUUACAGUAAUUUAAAAUGAAUUCUAGUUUAAUGAACUCAUUUAUAAUUGUUAUGAUAUUUCCCUUUCAGCUUUCCUUCUUAAUAUGAGCAACCUUGUUACCAAG